AUGGAUAAUAAAAUAGAAGAACCGAUAUUUACAUUUGAAAGUAUUGUUAUUCAGCAGAUUCAAGGUGUACAAUCUGGUCGAUGGUCAAUAGAAAAAACAAUUUAUGAUAAAUUAAAUAUACAAACUGAUUUACCUAAUGCUGAUCAUAAACCCUAUUUAGAUACAAUUAUGAAAGAUUAUUGUAUGAAAAGAGUAUGGACUGAUUCACCAAUAAUAAAAGAUAUAUCAUAUUUACUUCCAUCACCUAAUCAAAUUCUUAAUAACGAACUUAAUUCUAUUAGUAGUCAAGAUUUAAUUGAAUCAAUAGAACCAUUUAAUGAAAUAGCUGCUUAUUAUUCUCAAAUGGUAAUUAAAGAUUUUAAUUUAAAUCAUAUACAUCAUCGUUUAUUAAAUGCAUGUCGUUCUCUUGCUUCAACUUUACAUGACAGAGUAGCAUGGCAUUCAACACAUCUUCGUCUUAUUCAAUUAAUUGAGCGUUUUCCUCGUUUAAAACUAUUUUUAAUCAUAUGA
Adineta steineri is the source of this 510-nucleotide messenger RNA. Lineage: Eukaryota; Metazoa; Rotifera; Eurotatoria; Adinetida; Adinetidae. The record is from the annotation of a GenBank genome assembly.